CCUCUCGCCCGCCGGGCGGCGGUCUGAGGCCCUCGAGACUCCGUUUCCCGGCAGGCCGCGCGUCAAGACGGCCGGCGGGACGGGAGCUGCCGCGCUGGCUACGAGAGUGACCCAGUCAGCAUUGAUUCCCGUCUUGGCCAUGGCCUCGUUCGUGACAGAAGUUUUGGCACACUCCGGGAGGCUGGAAAAGGAGGAUCUGGGGACCCGGAUCAGCCGCCUGACCCGGCGGGUGGAGGAGAUUAAGGGUGAGGUGUGCAAUAUGAUUAGCAAGAAGUACAGUGAAUUCCUGCCUAGCAUGCAGAGUGCGCAGGGCCUGAUUACCCAGGUGGAUAAGCUAUCUGAAGACAUUGACCUGCUGAAAUCCAGGAUAGAGAGUGAGGUCUGCCGGGAUCUUCAUGUAUCAACUGGUGAAUUUACAGACUUAAAGCAGCAGUUGGAAAGAGACUCAGUUGUCCUAAGUUUGCUUAAACAGUUGCAGGAGUUUUCCACUGCUAUUGAAGAAUAUAAUUGUGCAUUAACAGAGAAGAAAUAUGUCACUGGUGCUCAGCAUCUGGAAGAGGCACAGAAAUGCUUGAAGUUAUUAAAAUCCAGAAAAUGCUUUGAUUUAAAAAUAUUGAAAUCUCUCAGCAUGGAGCUCACAAUACAGAAACAGAACAUACUUUAUCACCUUGGAGAAGAGUGGCAGAAGCUGAUUGUAUGGAAGUUCCCACCAUCAAAAGAUACCAGCAGUUUGGAAUCUUACCUACAAACUGAACUUCAUUUAUACACUGAACAAUCACACAAAGAGGAGAAGACCCCUAUGCCACCCAUCAGUUCUGUCCUCUUGGCAUUUUCUGUUCUUGGAGAACUACACAGCAAGCUUAAAUCAUUUGGUCAGAUGCUGCUGAAGUAUAUCCUUAGGCCUCUGGCAUCUUGUCCAUCCCUUCACGCUGUGAUAGAAAGCCAGCCUAACAUAGUUAUUCGUUUUGAAUCUAUAAUGACUAACUUGGAAUAUCCAUCACCAUCUGAAGUUUUUACAAAGAUCAGACUGGUACUAGAAGUGCUCCAGAAACAGCUUCUAGAUCUGUCACUUGACUCUGACCUAGAAAAUGAAAAAACGUCUACUGUCCCGUUGGCUGAGAUGCUUGGAGACAUGAUCUGGGAGGACUUGUCUGAGUGCCUCAUCAAAAACUGUUUGGUUUAUUCUAUUCCAACAAAUAGCAGCAAAUUACAGCAAUAUGAAGAGAUCAUACAAUCCACUGAAGAAUUUGAAAAUGCCCUAAAGGAAAUGAGAUUUUUAAAAGGAGAUACUACAGAUUUGCUGAAAUAUGCUCGUAACAUCAAUUCUCAUUUUGCCAACAAGAAGUGCCAGGAUGUGAUUGUGGCAGCCAGAAAUCUAAUGACCUCUGAAAUUCAUAACACUGUGAAGAUUAUUCCUGAUUCUAAGAUAAAUGUGCCGGAGUUACCCACUCCUGAUGAGGAUAACAAACUGGAAGUACAGAAAGUGUCCAAUACUCAGUACAACGAAGUGGUGAAUUUAGAGCCUGAAAAUACGUUGGACCAACAUUCCUUUUCCUUGCCCACAUGCCGGAUCAGUGAAUCAGUGAAGAAAUUAAUGGAACUUGCCUAUCAGACUUUACUAGAGGCAACAUCCAGUAGUGAUCAAUGUGCUGUUCAACUUUUCUACUCAGUGAGGAAUAUCUUCCAUUUGUUCCAUGAUGUUGUACCAACAUAUCACAAGGAGAACCUUCAAAAACUUCCCCAGUUGGCCGCUAUUCAUCACAACAACUGUAUGUACAUUGCUCACCACUUGUUGACCCUCGGGCAUCAGUUCAGAUUGCGUCUGGCCCCCAUUCUUUGUGAUGGCGCUGCUACUUUUGUGGAUCUUGUACCUGGCUUCAGGAGACUUGGGACAGAAUGCUUUUUGGCCCAAAUGCGGGCACAGAAAGGUGAACUUCUGGAAAGAUUAUCAAGUGCUAGGAACUUUUCAAAUAUGGACGAUGAAGAAAAUUAUUCUGUAGCAAGUAAAGCAGUCCGGCAGGUACUGCACCAACUAAAGAGACUUGGAAUUGUGUGGCAGGAUGUCCUGCCAGUGAAUAUAUAUUGUAAGGCUAUGGGGACUUUACUCAAUACAGCAAUUUCUGAGAUCAUUGGCAAAAUUACUGCCCUAGAGGACAUAUCUACUGAAGAUGGUGAUAGAUUAUAUUCCUUAUGCAAAACAGUGAUGGAUGAAGGACCCCAAGUAUUUGCACCUUUAUCUGAAGAAAGCAAGAACAAGAAAUAUCAAGAAGAGGUUCCAGUCUAUGUGCCAAAAUGGAUGCCAUUCAAGGAAUUGAUGAUGAUGCUACAAGCCAGCUUGCAAGAAAUUGGGGAUCGGUGGGCAGAUGGAAAAGGACCCUUGGCAGCUGCUUUCUCUUCCAGUGAAGUAAAAGCUUUAAUUCGUGCCUUGUUUCAGAACACAGAAAGAAGAGCAGCUGCCCUUGCUAAAAUUAAAUAGCUCCAUCUUCUUAAGAAAGCUAUGUCUUGAAUAUGUGGAUUCUUCCCUUGGCAUAAUUACUCCCUUAAAGACUUCUUUGAAUUGCCCAUUGGUUUUGGUGAACCAGUACAUCAUGGAAGUUUGACUUUACAGAAGAACAUCUUACCUUCUGGCCUGUAUGAGGCUUUGUUUAAGAACUGUUUAUUAAGAUAAAUUGUCAAGUAAAGCACCUCAAUUCAUUGACUUUCUAGCCAUCUUCCUUUGAUUAGCUAACAAACUGUCAGGCAGCAUUAUUUCAUGCUGCUUCCAGAGCCCUCUGGGAACAUACACAUUGUAAAUGCAGGCCUUGGCUUUGGAGUGAGGAAUCAGGAGAUUCCAAGAGUCGGGGUAGAGAAUUUCUGAGCAAAUGGGUGAUAUUUUAGGGGUGUAGGGGGAGGGAAGGGAAGAAUUGGCACCAUAUUUGGCCUUGCAGGAAUUAAGGACACUUCCUGUAAUAUUUCUUUCCAAUAAAUAAUGCUUUUUACAA
Molecule: messenger RNA, 2981 nt
Organism: Piliocolobus tephrosceles (Ugandan red Colobus)
Lineage: Eukaryota; Metazoa; Chordata; Mammalia; Primates; Cercopithecidae
Gene: ZW10
Product: zw10 kinetochore protein
Exons: 16
Coding region: 140-2476 (778 amino acids)
Biological process (GO): mitotic spindle assembly checkpoint signaling; mitotic cell cycle; endoplasmic reticulum to Golgi vesicle-mediated transport
Cellular component (GO): nucleus; chromosome, centromeric region; RZZ complex
Source: RefSeq, a predicted model, not a curated record